Messenger RNA from Pogonomyrmex barbatus (red harvester ant), 2637 nucleotides. It is a transcript of the gene phtf, whose product is annotated as putative homeodomain transcription factor. Gene Ontology annotation, cellular component: endoplasmic reticulum. Lineage: Eukaryota; Metazoa; Arthropoda; Insecta; Hymenoptera; Formicidae. The record is from RefSeq and is a predicted model, not a curated record.
AUCCACAUGGGUCUCAACGAAUUAGUGCAUUGGUAUCAAAAAAAGAUUGGAACUUAUGAUAAACAACAAUGGGAAAGAACCAUAGAGCAACAUAUUCUUGACGGUCUCACCCAUGUUCCAAUGAGAACGACAAAACUUAAAACAGAAUUGAUUGAUGUGGAUCUUGUCCGUGGAUCUUCAUUUCCAAAAGCCAAGCCGAAGCAUGGUUUGUCAACAGUAGCUUGCCUAGCAUUUCAGCGGCUCUUGCUCUUGCCAUUGUAUAAAAAGUGGUGGAUACAGCAAACAAGUUAUCGCAUUUUUGUGCUUUUCUUGUUACUGUAUAGUUUACAAGCAGUGAACAUCUUCCUGUAUUACGUUUAUGCGAACAGGGAAAAUGAGGCAGAAAUUGUGUCAAUGUCCGAAGUAUUAGUACCUGUUGUUAUGAUGUUUGUUCUAUGUAUUGUGCAUUCGCAUAUUGUGUCAACCCAUUCAGGUCCUACUAUGAUGUAUAAUCAAUCCAGACAACGAAUAACAAGACGAUCUCGAAAUGCCAGGUGCAGAAAUGGAAAAACAAGACCUAGACAGAAUUUACGUAUACAUAAGGAUGCAAAGUCUUCUCAAGAUAUGGCUUCUGAAAAAGCAAGUACAGGAAGUGAAGAAGUAUUUACUGCGGUAAGAUUUGCUAAGAAAGUGGUGAUCCAAAAUUCCUCGACUGUUAGUCAAUCUCAAGAAUCUGCAAGUGCUCAAGUAGUAUAUGACAAAGAGUUGAUAAGUACUGGGGAAAAUUCUGAUACUGCAAAUGAAAGUUCAACUAAUCAUGAACAGCAAGAUGAUAUACCAGAAGAACAUGUAGCAAAUGUACAUCAAGAUGAUGACGGCUUUGAAAGUUUAAAUGGUAAUGUUUCAAGCGAUAAUGACAAAGUAGUAGGUCGUGCAUUGAUGCAAGGAAAUAAGUCACGAUUAGGUGCAGCACGUCAGAAUAAAGACCAUAUGUGGUCAGAAGACAGCACCAAUCAACAAAUUUCAUUUGCAUCACAGCAUUCAGCACCUGACCCAUUAAAAAAUGACGACAAUUUUAUGGAUAGCAAAAUUCACGACAAUAUUCACGGCAGUAUUAAGAUGCGUCAUACAAAAAUAUUGGGAUCGAGGGAAGCCCGACAGCAAUGCGAGAGUGAAGAAGAAGGUGAAUGUGAGGAAGCUACAACACAUCAUCUAACAGAGGCAACAACUUCUGCUACAGAAUGGAUGGGAGUAACAACCAACAGCGACGAUUGCAGUUAUAGUUCAGAACUUGGAGAAUCUGAUUUAGCCAGCGAGACUAAUCUUAAUUAUGGAGAAUUCGUGGAGCAUCCUUUCUCAUGGGAAUUUGAAUUGCCACCUUCGAUAUUAUUUAAUUCUACUUGUACAUCAUCUGAUCGCGUUUCAUGUACGAUUUGGACGCGGCGUGAUAUCAAAAAGGCUGAAUUAUCAGUGUUGGAUAUUAGUUCAGCAAUUAUUGCGAGAGUUGAAUCCAUGCCAGAGAGCAUGAAUUACUUUUAUAGCGGUCUAAUACUUAGUGUUGCAUUAUGUUUUAUACCAUCAAUAAAACGACUAAGUGAUCAUAUAAGCUCAGAUAAUAUCAAUAAUGCAUCCGUUAGUCUGUUACCAAGCGAUAUGAUCCAGGUGAACUUUGAAACAUAUACUGAUGUCUUGUGUAGAAUAAUUAGUAUAGCAUUCGGAGCAUCCUUAUGGGAACGAACAGUGGUACUAAUUUCAACGUUCGAACGAUUUAUGUUGUCGUGCUGUUUGUUUUUCUUGCUGGCAGUAGCGGAACGAACGUAUAAGCAGAGACUUUUAUACGCGAAAUUAUUUUCUCACUUGACGUCAUCCAGACGUGCGCGAAAGUCCGAUUUGCCACAUUUCCGGCUGAAUAAAGUGCGCAACAUAAAAACGUGGUUGAGUGUUAGAUCUUAUUUGAAACGGAGAGGACCUCAACGAUCUGUGGAUGUAAUUGUUUCAGCAGUAUUUAUUGUUACAUUAUUAUUGCUGUCAUUUGUAAGUUUGGAAUUAAUUAAAGAUCUCGAAAGUUUACACUCAAGAUACAAUGUCGAAGCAUUAUUCUGGAGCUUCUCACUUGGAAUAUUUAUAUUACGAUUUAUGACAUUAGGAACGAAGAUUAACAAAAAAUAUAGAAAUCUUUCAGUUUUAAUAACUGAACAAAUCAAUUUAUAUUUACAAAUUGAACAAAAGCCUCAUAAAAAAGAAGAGCUUAUGGUCGCAAAUAGCGUAUUAAAAUUGGCGGCUGACUUGAUAAAGGAAUUGGAGAAUCCAUUCAAAAUUUCUGGCCUCUCGGCUAAUCCAUAUCUAUACACUAUUACCAAAGUAGUACUACUCUCCGCCCUCUCAGGAGUGCUGUCGGAACUACUUGGUUUUAAGUUGAAACUACAUAAAAUAAAAAUCAAAUAAAGCAAUACAUGGUAUGUAUACGGAAGAAAUCAUGCAUUGUCUGAUAAUUUUAGAUAGUUAUUGAAUUUGAUUUUUCUUCUCUGCUGAGAUCUUCUCUGAUUAUAUUUAGUUAAUUUUAAUAAUUAAGGUGCUUUAGUUUAUUAAGUUUUGAGACUGUAAAUAACAAAAUCUUAUUUACUAGUCAAAUUAAUGAUAAUUUAAUACUCAAUAUAC